Molecule: messenger RNA, 2481 nt
Organism: Paramecium tetraurelia
Lineage: Eukaryota; Ciliophora; Oligohymenophorea; Peniculida; Parameciidae
Exons: 3
Biological process (GO): phosphorelay signal transduction system; phosphorylation
Molecular function (GO): phosphorelay sensor kinase activity
Source: RefSeq, a predicted model, not a curated record
AUGAAAUUAUUUAAACAAUGUUUUCAAGAAUUCUUUCUUCAGGUUUAAAUACAAGAACUCUACAAAUAUGAGGAAUCUUUAAAUAAUUUAACUCUUUAAUUUCAAUCUGAGGAAUUAGAAUAGUCAUAUUAAAAUAGAUAAAUGGCUAAAGUAAUUGUGUAAUUCAGGAUAUUGAUAAACAUCGGAUUUAUCAUAAACUCAGCCGUUGUGUAUAAUUCUGCAGAAAUUGUGAAAUAUAGAAUCAUAUUUAUAGGAUGGAUGUUCAUAUGCUUAUAUUUAUAGAAAAUUUCAGGGAAAUAUUGGAAUAUCACCACAAAUAUACUUAUUUUUAUCAACAGUGUAAUCAGUGUGCUGUUGUUUGCUUUCUUUACGAAAUUUGUGAACACUGCUCAAACAAAUAAAGAAGAUGUUAUGAGCCUUUCUUUAAUAUCUGGCUUGCAAUAAGGAUUAUUUGCAAUGAGUUUUUUUUUAAUUUAAUCAAACUACAUUAUGCAGAGUUUAACAAUGAUAAGUUUCUUCCUAAUUUUGAUGGGAAUUUUUACCAAAUUUUUAAAUUACCGAUUAUGGACAUAAUAUCUCCCUCUUACAUUUACAUGUCAUUUAUUAAGAUAGAAUGAGAAAACAAAUAGAUUGAACCCUUUAUUAAUCCAUAAGUCUCAUAAGAAUCUAGAAGCAUGUAAAAAACUUUAUGAUGAAACUGUACCAACUUCAAUUAUAAUUUUAGAAGAGAAUUUAUAUUAAGAAGGGGUUAAUAAAAUUGAAUAAUUAAAUUCAGUAGAUUCUCAUAAAGAAAAACUAUAUACAUAGGAAAGCAAAUUUAUGAAUGUGAGUUACUUCAAUAAGAGCGCAUCUAUUCAUUUUGAAACAGCAGAAGAGAACAUUUUAACUGAAAGAUUAGCUGAAAUAGAAAUUCUAAAUUCAGAAGAUUCGAUUUUACAUAGCUAAAAGAACAAACUAUUGGAUAAAAUUUCAGGUUUGCAAUCUGCUAUUCAAACUGAACUGCGCUUUAAUACAAUUAAUUCUUUUGAUUAUUAAAUAAUGCCAACAAACAAAAAAAUGCAGUGUCAAAGAGUAGUAUAAAACCAAAUUAUGUAAGAUGUUAAAUCAUCUAAAGUUCAUUACUAUGAUGCCUAAGCUCAAGGAUGUUUAUGGGAUGGAAAAUAAUGUAUUAUGCUAAUAUUAAAUGAUACUACUGAUCGAGUCUUAAGGAUAAAGCACCUUCAAGAAUUAGACAAUUAUAAAGAUAAUUUAUUAGCUGCUGUUUCUCAUGAUCUCAAAACUCCUCUCAAUGGCCUUAAUAUUCUCACUCAUUUAAUUAAAUCAAUGAUGGAAAAUAAACAAUUAUUGGUUAGAAAUGAUAUUUAGGAAAUUGUCGUUUAAAUCGAUCACAUGAUUUCAAACUAAUAAAUCUUAUUAACAAUGAUCAAUGAUUUAAUUGAUUAUUCAUAAUUAAAAAAAUAAGGAUUAAGAUUAAAUUAUACCUAAUUUGACCUUUCAGCAUGCAUAUAAUAAAUUAAGAACAUGUUCAAAAGGUAAAUGGAUCUAAAACAUUUAUAAUUCAACGUUAUAGGACUAAAUGAAAAGAUUAUCAUGUAUUCAGAUCAAGUUAGAUUAUAAUAAAUCUUAUUUAAUUUGAUAUCUAAUGCAAUUAAAUUUACAUCUAAUGGACAAAUUACAUUGAAAAUAAAUAAAGUAGAUAAUGUUAAUCAACAAUUAAUUUAUUUCUCCGUCUAAGAUACUGGAAUAGGAAUACCUGCACUUAUUCAGAGUAAAUUAUUCAAAGCCUACUCAACUUUUAAUUUAGGAAAUUAAAACUCAUAAGGAGUAGGAUUGGGAUUGGUAAUAUCAAGAAAUUUAGUCGGCUUAUUAGGUCCAAGUGAAUUUAUAGAAAUGAGUUCCAAGGAAAACUAAGGAUCAAAUUUCAGUUUCUCGAUAUACAUGGACGCCAAGCAAAAAGAAUGCAAUUUCACUAACACUAUAUAAACGGAUAAUGGAAUUCCUGAAAGUGAUCCAGCUCCUGAUCAUCCAACUCCAUUCCCUUUAAUCAAAAGACAAAAAAAAAAAUAUCCAACUGCAAUCAACGCUUCUACAAAUUUUUAUUAAAAAAUUAAAAUUCUUAUUGUAGAUGAUAUUACCUUUAAUAUAUACGCUUUAAGAGAAUUAUUAAAGAGGUUUGUUCAAUGCGAUAUUCACGUAGCUUUUAAUGGUAGGGAAGCAUUAAAAAAAGUCGAAGACACAAGGUUUGAUAUUAUAUUUAUGGAUAUCGAAAUGCCUGAAUUAAAUGGAUUCGAAGCUACAAAAUUGAUUAGGCAGUUCGAAUAAAAUAACUAAUUUUCAAGGUCAAAGAUCUGUAUGUUGUCUGGUUUCUAGGGAGAAAGCGAUCUCAAAAAGUCUUUAGAAAUUGGAGCAGAUUUACAUUUACCUAAGCCUAUAGAAAUUUCAGUUCUAAAAGGAAUCCUGGAAGAACUCAAAUUUAUAUGA